Messenger RNA from Trypanosoma brucei brucei TREU927, 3699 nucleotides. Its product is annotated as receptor-type adenylate cyclase GRESAG 4, putative. Bases 1 to 3699 code for a protein of 1232 amino acids. Gene Ontology annotation, biological process: intracellular signal transduction; cyclic nucleotide biosynthetic process. The record is from RefSeq and is a predicted model, not a curated record. The transcript has a single exon. NCBI's taxonomy places the organism in Eukaryota, Euglenozoa, Kinetoplastea, Trypanosomatida, Trypanosomatidae.
AUGAUUUACCACAGUGAAACUGAUGGUCCUCACACGCCUGCUGCGAGCAAAUCCGCGGGCUACGCUGUGUGGCACUGUCGCCUUUCCACCGUUAUGGCACUGUUACUGUUCUCAAAUGUUCUUCCAGCGCACUCAGAGGGAAACAUAAAGGUGAAGGUUUACUCUUUCAUUUAUAGUCCCUACGUUGAGUACAGACUAGUCGAAGCAAUAAAUGCCGGCCUCAAUGCGUCAUUUGCCGCUCGCCAGUGGACUGUGGCACCCAAUGUAACGGUGCAGGUUGUGCCGCCUCCCCCUAACAACGUUGAAGUAGUUGAUGCCUUACAACGUGUUGCUACUACAGAAAAGGGUUUAUUUGUUGUGUUUGGACCAUUAAGUGACCGCCGUACGGUGUUAUUACUUCCAUUGCUGAAGCGGGAAGAUCUGGUUGCCUUCGCUCCAUCUACAGGGUCGAGUAUUGUGCGUGGAUGGAAUCCCAACAUAUAUUUUAUCCGCGUGUCACCCACUGCCGAGCUUAUUGCAUUGGUGCGGCACGCCGUCAGCCAACUGCGCCUGCUUCGGAUUGGAUUUAUGUAUCUUCAGAACGCGUCCUUUGGUGAUAGUGAGUAUAAGCAUGCAGUAGAGCUGUUCUCUCAUAUGGGUCGUGAGCUGUGCGGUGUGUUCACAAAGAAUAUCGACGACGAAGGUUUGUAUGGCAGUCACAAUUUCGAUUUCUUAUGGAACGAUUUCGCUCUAACAGAACCUCAGGGCGUAAUUUUAUUUGCACCACCUGGAAAAGAUUCAAUACAGUUUAUGAAAAAGAUGGUAGCUGACAAACGUACACGCGACGCUUAUGUACUGGCUCCUUCGGCACUCGAGUUUUCUAUCGUAGGAGCGUGGCGCGAGGCAUUGGAAGCUGCAGGGGCGCCUUUGAAAUUUGGACAGGUAAUAUUGACUGGAACAAAUCCACUAGCAGCAGACAUACGAUACCAAGCAAUCAGGCGCUUUCAGGAUCACAUGAGGUCGUACCUGAGCGCUAAUCCUGGAGUGACUGUUUUCAAUGGCACGGAUAACUUCGACCACGACGACGUGGAUGGGAGGCUUAUGGUGUAUGGGUGGAUUGCGGGAGAAGUGCUGUCCCAGGCGCUAAGUAGUCGGGAGUGGCUAACAAGCAGGAAGGCAUUCAUGGAGUCACUGUAUAACCAGCGCCGUUAUGUUAUUGACGACCUUGUGAUUGGUGAUUUUGGUGGAGACUGCAAAGGUGGGGCCGGUGAGCGAGGAGCAGCAUGCAACUGUAAUCAGGGAGGAAGUGUGGUAUACAUAAACGUUAUUGGUAGUAGCUAUAGAUUAUUUCCAGUCAACGGCGGAGUAACAAUUUUUGAUUCCAAAAAGUGUUACAUAAACAAACCGAGAAUCCCAUCACCGAUGAGUAUCCUGUCCUUAACUUUGUUUGAUACGGCGCUACCUGUGGAUACAUAUGCGUCGAUGUCAGCGGCACUGCACUCACCGAUCAGCGAAAAGGAUUCAGUUCUUUCACGACAACUGUUCUUUCAUUCAAUGGCAUCAUCCUCAGCGGAAAGUGCCAGAACAUUGCAGCAUCAGCUUGACACAAGGAGUGUGACGGCUGUGUUUGGUGUCGUUGACGAUGCGAUGCUGUCCAUUGCCGAAGUUGCCUUCGUUGACCCCGUAAUGCUUACACCACGCCUGCAUCAUCGUGGCAAAAACGUGAUUCAACUUUCACCCACACUCGAGCAGCAGUUGUUUGUUGUUGUGGGUUACGUGACAAACACAAGUGCCAGCGCCCCUAUGUCUGCCAUCGUACGUGGAGCUGAUGCCACCAUCAUUGAGGUCGCACUGCGGAAGAUUGUUUGGAUGCACGGCGGAACACUGCAAACGGUAGCUGUGCUGGAUGACAAUGCCACCCUUGUUGGGCGCCUGCCAAACCGUGGGAAUGCGUUUGUUAUUGGUCUUGCCCCCGGUGACCCUUCCUUGCUCGCAGCGCACCUGGAUCGCAACCCAGAUGUGCGUGUGCUCAUCCCAUUCUUCGACGUUGCCCUGAUGUAUGAUGAGCUGGUCAGCGCAUUCAAUGGUAACCCGAACGCUGAGCGUGUGCAGUUCGCGACAAGUUUACCUCACUGGGCAGACGCCAAUACGUCAUCAGAGAUCGUAAGAGAAUUUCAUACCGCAUUGCCAGACUCAUCAGCAUGGAAGCCGCUGCCGUUGCUGGGGUACGCUGCUGCACGGUUUGCUCAAGCCGUCCUCCCACGCAUGGAGUAUGUGACACCCAAAACGCUGCUUGACACCAUCUACAUGCAAUCUAUCAUUACCGCGGAUGAAAUGCGGUACGGUCCUUUUGAAGAGGAAGAGGAGAAGGAGUGCUUCACAGCCAAUGACCCAGUCCCUGAACAAGGAGAGGUGUGUGUCGUGAACUAUGGCGCAACGCGUAUUUCCAUGUGGUCACUGGCACGUGCAUUAAAUGCCUCCGUACCGCCAUUAACCUCGCCCGUCACGCCAUUGAUACGCUACGCUGAUCCUAACGCCAUUAAGUUGUCGUCCGCACAACUUGCCGGAGUUAUUGUUGGUUCCCUCGUCGCCUUGGCUUUGUUUGCUGCGCCUCUGGUGGUGGUGCUCUAUGUUCUGCGCCGUGGUGCGCGUGACAAUGACAGUGCUCCCAAGGAGCCGGUGGAGCCCGUAACGCUAAUCUUUACUGACAUAGAGAGCAGCACAGCGCAGUGGGCAGCACACCCUGAGCUGAUGCCUGAUGCCGUGUCAACACACCACCGUCUUAUCCGCUCACUCAUCGUACAGUACGGAUGCUAUGAGGUAAAGACUGUUGGGGACUCGUUUAUGAUUGCUUGUAAAAAACCUUUUGCUGCUGCACAGCUUGCGUCCGACUUACAGCGGUGCUUCCUGUGCCAUGAGUGGGGCACCACAGCAUUCGACGAUUCGUAUCGUGAGUUUGAGAGGCAGCGUGCAGAUGACGAUAACGAAUACAAGGCACCGUCCGCACGGUUGGAUCCUGAGGUUUAUCGCCAACUGUGGAAUGGGUUGCGCGUGCGUGUCGGGGUCCACACUGGUCUUUGCGAUAUCCGUCAUGACGAAGUGACAAAAGGCUACGAUUACUACGGGCGAACAUCAAACAUGGCAGCGCGAACAGAAAGUGUGGCUAAUGGUGGUCAGGUGCUGCUGACGCGCGCGGCAUAUCUUUCGCUAAGCAAUUCAGAGCGUGGGCAACUUGACGUGACAGCUCUUGGAUCCAUGUCGUUGCGUGGCGUCCCUGAGCCUGUUGAAAUGUACCAACUAAACGCUGUAGUCGGACGGUCCUUCGCAGCACUGAGGUUGGACCACGAGGUUGUCGAGGACGGGGAUCUGUCAAGCACUUCCUUCAGCGAUACGGGAUCCUUACGUGGCGUAUUAAGUGGAACUUCGCAGAUGAUUGAUAGCUGUUUGCACGCUGUUUUCGGUACAGUCCCUCUAUCCCAAAGACAGAAACUAUUGAUGCCUUUAUGCGAGCGCUGGCAGGUGAGCCUCCCGCCGUCAUCGAAAGCCACGUGGAAUGAGGAAUAUUGCGAAGGAGUUAUACGGCGUAUUGCAGUGAAAGUGGGUCGAGUGGUCGAUCACUGUGCAGCAGUUGGCAGUGAGCACUCUGUCAGUACACUUAGGAGUGCGUCACUCAUUAUAAUUUCCAAUCAUGGAUUGGAGCGUGAGCUUCACGGGAAUUAA